Messenger RNA from Fusarium oxysporum Fo47, 690 nucleotides. RefSeq lists its product as uncharacterized. Lineage: Eukaryota; Fungi; Ascomycota; Sordariomycetes; Hypocreales; Nectriaceae. The record is from RefSeq and is a predicted model, not a curated record. Bases 1 to 690 code for a protein of 229 amino acids. The transcript has 2 exons.
AUGAGCAGCUGCAAAGUCGGUAUAAAAGAUCAUGUGGCAACUCUGUACAAGUCAGCGCAAGAAAGGGCAAGUAAGGCUGCCCGGGAGCGAGACCGGUCGAGGCGAUAUCGUUCAGCAGCCCGUCAGAACAAUGACACACUUUCGGGCGGUUCUCAUCCUCAUGUCAUAAGCAGCCACCCAUCGAAUUUUCCGGAAAACCCACUCAUGGAAACAGCUCGAGAAGAAAGCUCUCUGCUCACACUACUGCGCAAUAUAAACAACAAUCGGUCGAUCACAACGACCCACGAGCCGCCGACAAUACAAGUAGACGAAACAGCCCUGCAACCGGAUGUAUCUACACAGUCGAUCGGCCAAUAUGCAGAUUCCCAUGCCAUCUGCAUUGCGGCACAAUAUCCUGGAACCACAACUCAUCAAGACGCGGCAACUAUAGAGGAUGAGGCAGAAUCUACCUCGGCUACCGAACCCUCAAGCUUAUAUCUUCCUAUUCAAGUCGAACGACAGGCCAUUUAUAGACCUGGUCGUCCUCAGAAGGACCCUGCCCUGUCGCCGCAUGCGCGAACGCGUCUCCGUGUCCAACAAUACCGCGACCAACUGUUGGAAAAUCCGGGAAUCCCCCUUCCCCUCAGGACUCAGACUGUUAGUCUGAAAGUCCUAGAUUUAAAGUUUAAAGUCCUAGAUAUAAUUAUCUAG